Molecule: messenger RNA, 1282 nt
Organism: Saccostrea cuccullata (small rock oyster)
Lineage: Eukaryota; Metazoa; Mollusca; Bivalvia; Ostreida; Ostreidae
Product: dihydropyrimidine dehydrogenase [NADP(+)]-like
Exons: 9
Coding region: 1-1140 (379 amino acids)
Biological process (GO): thymine catabolic process; uracil catabolic process
Cellular component (GO): cytosol; cytoplasm
Molecular function (GO): NADP binding; dihydropyrimidine dehydrogenase (NADP+) activity; uracil binding
Source: RefSeq, a predicted model, not a curated record
AUGCAUAAAGCUGGUUCUGAUGCACUGGAGUUGAAUCUGUCUUGUCCCCAUGGAAUGGGAGAAAGAGGAAUGGGACUGGCUUGUGGACAGGAUCCUGAGUUAGUUAGAAACAUCUGUCGCUGGGUGAGAGAGGCGGUCAAUAUCCCAUUCUUUGCCAAACUGACCCCAAAUGUGACCAGUGUUGUCUCCAUUGCCAAAGCAGCCAAAGAAGGUAAUGCUGAUGGGGUGACUGCUACAAACACUGUGUCAGGUCUGAUGGGCCUCAAAAGUAAUGGUUUAGCUUGGCCCAAUGUUGGUAAGGAACACCGUACAACCUAUGGGGGCGUGUCUGGUAAUGCUAUUAGACCUAUCGCUCUCAGGGCUGUAACAGCCAUCGCCAGGGAGCUCCCAGGGUUCCCUAUUCUGGCCACCGGGGGAAUUGAUUCAGCAGAGGCAGGGUUACAGUUCUUACAAGGAGGAGCCACUGUUUUACAGGUGUGCAGUGCUAUUCACAACCAAGAGUACACCAUUAUUGAGGAUUACAUCGUAGGAUUAAAGACCCUCCUCUACCUCAGGAGUAUUGAAGAACUUCACAACUGGGAUGGACAGAGUCCCCCUACUGAACCCCAUCAACUGGGAAAACCUGUACUGAAGGUCAAAGAUAUUAUUGGAGAGAGUCUCCCAUCAUUUGGACCAUAUUUGGCCAAGAGAGAGGCACUGAAAGAUGAGAUUUGCCAGAAGAAAGAUCUGCUGAGUGAAGAGAAUAUGCCAGAAGUCCAGAGACCUCCUAAUGCUCCAAAGAAACCUAUACCCAGUGUUAAGGAUGUGAUUGGUCUGGCUUUGUCCAGGAUUGGAACUUAUGGAGACUUAAACAACAAGGAACAAGUGGUGGCCUUAAUUGAUGAGGAGAUGUGCAUUAACUGUGGAAAGUGUUAUAUGACUUGUAAUGACUCUGGAUACCAGGCCAUCAAGUUUGAUCCUCAGACCCAUCUUCCCACAGUCACAGAUGAUUGCACAGGCUGCACUCUGUGUCUGUCUGUGUGUCCAAUUAUUGACUGCAUCACCAUGGUACCCAGGACAACCCCUUACAUACCAAAGCGGGGCAUACCACUGAACACAGGGACAAACCUAAUGCCAGGAGUCACCUUGGAGACCAAUUGAACAAACCUAUUCAAAGGAAAAUUUGAAGAGUUUGGCUCACAUUUAUAUAAGAUGUGCUAGUUGAUAGAGAAUUAAAAAUUGUGGAUAAGUCUAGUCUAUAAUUAACUCUGUAAUCAGUAAGUGAAUCUAGGUUGUCUAAGUU